GGACACAUGCGCUUAGUAAUCACGAUUCAUCUGUGUAUAUAUUGAGGUUAUCGAGAUACACACGUGUAUUAUAAGGGAUAUUGUAUAACUGUUUGCAUUGUUAUUAAAGCAGCAGUUUUUGUUUGUUUUGGAAUCGGUGACCACUCCUAACAUCUAGAAAAGUCAGAAUCGUAACAAUGAAGACGUAUCUACUCUUAUCGGGAGUAAUUGUUGCUGUUGCGUUAUUAGCAGCAGAAGCCAAGCGUCUCCCCUACAGACGUUCCUGCUGGUCGGACUCGGACUGCAGACGGAACCAGUGCUGCAUCAUAAAGAACGGACCACCCAUAAUGAGCAAACGAUUGGCGUCAGGUAUCGCCAGACCUUCAGGUGUUUGUAGAAACUACCUACGCCUGAAUGACAACUGCGCAGGCGCGUCUAAGAUGUUUGGCUCGUGUGGGUGUGGCCCUGGUCUGUACUGCCGCCACUACCCGGAUGUGAAACUGCCAGUCGGUAAGCGCGACGUACAGGGCUGGGAAGAAAAGAGGAAAAUAAUCGCACAAGGGAGAUACGUGUGCAAGAUCAAGAAGCAUCUUCUACCAUUUAGUUAAUUGUCUUGGAAACUCACCAAUAAAACAAAUUGCAAUGGU
Messenger RNA from Gigantopelta aegis, 626 nucleotides. RefSeq lists its product as uncharacterized. NCBI's taxonomy places the organism in Eukaryota, Metazoa, Mollusca, Gastropoda, Neomphalida, Peltospiridae. The transcript has 3 exons. The record is from RefSeq and is a predicted model, not a curated record. The coding region runs from base 177 to 587 and encodes 136 amino acids.